AUGAAGAACAAGUUCAUUAAGUCCUGUGAAAAGAAACUGAAAAAGAUGACAAGCAAAGUCAUAAUACCUUGUAUGUCUUGUGAGGCAUGCUACGAUAGAAUCUGCUGGGCAUUCAAGAAGGAAGCUGAGGUGACACCAAAAGAUGUUCCUAAGGGACACUUGGUUGUAUAUGUGGGUGAGGAGUACAAGAGGUUUGUGAUCAAGAUCAACUUGCUUAAACACCCACUCUUCCAAGCAUUGCUGGAUCAAGCACAGGAUGCAUACGGUUUCAGUGCUGACUCCAGACUAUGGAUUCCAUGCAAUGAGAGUACCUUCCUCGAUGUUGUUCGUUGCGCUGGUGCUCCCCAGCAUCAGAGUAACUGCAUAUGUAUCUAGGAAGGUUCUUGUACAUGGACUUCAAGACAUUCAUUGAUUUCUCCGGCUCCACGUUUACAAAAAGAAUGUUGUUCAAUGCUAAGCUAUGGGGGUACACUAAUAAUGUAAGACUUUUUGUAUUAAAUGUGUCUUUAAAUUCAGCUGGAAAUGUAUUAUUAGCCACAAGGAAAGCAAUAAAAUACGAUUUAAGCUAUGUAUCACACUUCUCCAGCUCCAAAGAAAUACAUGAAGCCACAAAACCCAGAGCUACUUACUGAUAAGAGCCACUAAAACAUGAAAAAUUACUCAAGACAUAGUUCAAAGUUCCUUUGUUUUCAAUUAAACUAAACC
This is a messenger RNA of Capsella rubella, 705 nucleotides long. RefSeq names its product auxin-induced protein 15A. The transcript has a single exon. Bases 1 to 375 code for a protein of 124 amino acids. The record is from RefSeq and is a predicted model, not a curated record. Lineage: Eukaryota; Viridiplantae; Streptophyta; Magnoliopsida; Brassicales; Brassicaceae. Gene Ontology annotation, biological process: response to auxin.